AUGUCCACACGUGAUAGCAUUGGGAGCAGUGAGUCUAGCGAUAGUGAUGUGUUAGGAACAGGGAAUAGAUUCCUCGAGGACCAGGUCAAUGCGGUCAAUCAGAAUGUGGCCGCCGCUGAUAGUCACGUGCGAAGUAUAGCCGACGUCGAGAACAUGGACUUCAUCGACGACGGACGGAAUAGUGGAAGGACAGGAAUGGAGACGGAUAGCAAUGCUGAUAGAGAUCGUUUCGGCCUCAGCUUGUCAGGACCGCUUACUGUAGACGUUAGGUCGAGCGCUGCGGAUAGUAUGUUAGUGCCAGGGCCACCGCCAGGACUGCCGGAUAGAAGCUUGGAGAUCGCGGCGACGCUGGAUAGUGUGGGGAGGUCGGGAGGGCUGGGCUAUGCCGGGAUAGCGGACGCGUCAAGCACUCAGGGGAGGGACCCAGGCGAAGAAUUGCGGGAGUUGCUCGCAGUCCCGUCAAUCGCAGGUAGAGGGGAUGCCGUGAUGCAGCUUAGCAUGCUUGCAAGCAGUCCUGUAGUAUUCGAUCCAAUCAUGGGAGCUACGGAUUUGAAUGAGUACAGGGCCGGAAGAGGCGGGAUAGAAGCAGGAAACGCCAGGACCCCGACGCUUGCCAUCGAGGAUCUGGCUGGAAUAGGUGGAAGAACGGAAGAAGGACCGUUCGUCAUCCCCUCCGAGAAUAUGUCCCACGGAGCGGAGUAUGAGUUGACGGGAGGUGCCAAGGGAAUCAGUGGCUCCAGGAGAGAGAUGGCGAUCGAGGAUAGAGUGGAUAGCCUUGCGGUGUCAUCAUCGUCAGAUCACGAUAGGACGACCAGGAGAAAUGAUGAUGGAAUAGAUGUGAUGAUGAACAGUGGCGAGCUCGGUGUUGGGGGUGAUCGCACGAGAGGUGUGGAUAGCGGACAUUGGAUGGGCAGAGGGAAUGGGGAUGAUCUCGUCCCCGGAGUAUAUUCGAGUAGUGCGGCCAUGAUUGGGAACGUCCGUGCCGAUCCUACAGAUCUGGAGUUGAUAGCUAACGGAUCUUCAGCGGUAACGCAGAACGCGGUCAGUGAGAGUGAGGAUAGAGCGCUGUCUGUGUUCUCAUCUACAGGCCUCUCGGAGACAUCGUCAGGCGGGAACAUUGGAGCAUUGAAAGAUGUGGGGAUGGACCAGACUACGACGAUCGGAAUAGAGUGGGGAUCACAUGGGAUCAGGAGUACUCUCGAGGAAACGGGGGUCAUCACUGACGUGGACUUUGCGAAGUUCUUCACAGAUCAGGGACCAGGAGAGCCUGGAUCAACGCCCAUGACGAUGCAAUCGGAUUCGCAGGAACGGUGGAACGCUGGGAUAUAUGGCAAGAUGGAUGAGGGACUGCGUAAGCAACGAGCGGAGCAGGCCGUUAAGGAGAUGAACCAGAUAGCCGAGAGCGGUAGCGAGGGAUGGGGCAAUCGAUCCCCGGCUCCACGAUCCCCUGGGAUAGGUGGGCAAUACGAGCACUUCGGGAUCAAUACUCCUCCUGAAGGACGAGGCAGGAACGAUGAGAUGAGGGCAACAUCAUCCCCACCUAGGCGGGCAAAGGUGAGAACUCCUGCCGAUCCGGACAAGUCUUCGUUAGGAGAGAUAGACGGCAGGAUAGAUGAUUUACAGACGGUGGUUGUGGACACGCAGACCGACGUAGCCAAGCUUAAAGAGCUGAAAGAGAUGAGUCGGAUCAUGGACGGGAGCGUCAGCGAGGAUAGGAUGGAUGAUGCAAUGGCUCCGCAACUGACCGAGGGAGCAAUGCAGCUCGCACGGAGAAUGAGACGGCAGGUUGAAAACGUGAAGGUGCUCAAGACCUCUGUUACGACUAGAUUGAAGGGAGUGGAGGAGCGAUUGUCCACAGCGGAGCAUUCAGCGGACAUAGCCAAACAGAGUGCCGGGACGAAGAUCGCCACGUUAGAGACAGGAUUGAAUGAGGUAAGACGUGGCAUAGGAGUGGUCUUCUCGAGCAUGCAAAUGCGACAUGAGAAUGGAACAUGGAAGAAUGAGAGGCUCGAUAAAGUGGAGACAGUUUUGAAUAGACAAUGGGACCAGAUCAAGUUAGCGGGCGAGGAACUAAGGAAGUUGAAGUCCAAGGGGAGCCAGAAGGGUCACGGCUUGUGCAUAGAUGGAGCAGUGCGUGUAGAGACCAAGAAGCUGAGUGAAGUGGUUUUGGCACAGAAGGAACACAUAAUGACCGUCGCGAGAGAGGUGAUAAAGAACCGCAAGAGCGUGGCCGAGAUUGUGGCGGGCAUGACAAAGGUUCACAAGACUUGCGAGAAUGUCGUGGCAAGGACCGAGCGGGUUGAUGAAAAGAGAAACGGAGAACAGGCCUGGGUGAAAGAUACUGUGCGAAAGAUGGAAAAGACUAUGGAGUCAAUGUCGAGCCGUAUGAUAGAUGAGCAGAAGAGGGUCACGGGCGAAUUUAUCCUUGUCAAUGCUCGAAUUGAUGAGAGCACACGGAACGAAGGGAUAGGCAAAACGCGAGGAAACAGCGCGGAGAUAGGAAAGCCACCGACGAUGUCACGCGGGCGAGAUGGUCCCGGCGGAAGUGGGGGAGCCGAUGGAAGAGCCAGGAGCGACAACGCCCGAGGAAUGGAGGCUUCGAGGCCGGAGAUGACGGGUCCCGUAGUUGAUCGGAGGAUCGAGAACAGAUGCAUUGUGUUAGAACAACAGGUAGCCAAGAUCACUGGUCAAUUGCAGGGAUUAACCACGGUGAAUGAGCGGAUCGUGAAGGAGAACGCUAGCCUGAUCAGCGAAAUAGAAAGCAUGAAGGGGGAGAACAAGGGGGUGACAGAGUCGGUAGCGCGGAUGGUUCGGGACAGCAGAGAUGAGAUAUCUAAAAUGAGAGCGGAUCUUGAUCUCCGAGGUAGAGAGAUGCUAGAACUCAAGGAGAAGAACGAGCAGUUGGAGGCAACGGUACGGGAGUAUGAACGGAGACUGGAGCAGGUGAGACGAAACGAUAGCCUUAAAGCAGAACUGGAUAGCAUGUGGCAUAGAAUCGGUGAGAUCGGCAAGCAAAGCUCCGAGUACGCCAUGCCAGCGCCGGGUGUGGGAGGUGCUUCGAACGCCGGCUCCGCAAGACCAAGUGCCGGUGCCACGCCUGCUGCGGAAGAGAAGUGUGUGGUAAUUGCUAUGAAUACCAUGAUGACUUGUGCAUGCUGUGCUCCACUGAUAGAAGGGGGUGCGACGCCGGAGGAUAUGCGGGGACAGGACUUCCGAGGCGGAGGGUAUAACAAGUUCAAGGACACAAGAGGGAUGGAGAAAUGCAACGAGAUAUCGAUAGCGAAGGAGCCAUCAUCCGGGGAAGUAGGACUGUGGCUGGGCGAUGUUGCACACACUGCGAAGGCUGCGUAUCUGUAUGACGGGGACUAUGCAUACACGCAGGUAUUGAGGGUACGCGAAAGGAGCGAAGCGAUGAUAGACAUGGAACUCAAGUAUCCUGCGUUAGAGAACCAGCUUUUUAGCGGAUUGAAGAGAGCAAUAAAGUCAGAGUCCUUGUCGGCGAAGGUGAAGAUGGAGAUGUACAAGACUCAGCAAGUGGGAGAUGGAAAACCGAUGACGGCCAUGAGAUUGCUUACGCUGAUAGUAAAGCAUGUUGAGAUCCCGAUUGCUAAAGAGAGUCAGGUACUGUACGAUGGCCUGAGUAGCACGAAGGUGAUGAAUUUCCCGGGGAAGCCCGAAGAAGAGGCACUGGAGGAGUUCAUGACUAGAUGGGAUCUGGCACACACGAACCUUAUAGGGCUGAAAGGCAAUACCUGGAGCGAGCAACAGCUGGGAUGGAUGUUGCAUUCGAAAGUGCAGAGAGUUCAGGUGCUGAACCACGAUAUUGAGGCAUGGAGAUUGCUUCCGGAUGAGUCCAAGACGCAUACCUGGUUGCGAAAGAGAAUCAAGGAUAGACUGGAGAUGUGGAGAGCGGACAAGAACAUAGAUGAGGCCUCAAUGCGGGUGAGCCGACAGGCGUUCACGACUGGAUAUGCUGCGAUGCCGGCUCAGCAGGGAUCCUAUAGAGCGGAAGAGGUCCUCAAGAAGGCCAGCGAGGAUAGUCAGGUGUAUGCGGCCAUGCCUGUGGUACGACAAAGAGACGAUGGACACACAGCCGACAAGAUGGUACGAAAGUGCAAAAACGUACACAAGAAGGGGUAUGUACAUGAUGUGAAACGAUAUCCCGUGAUUGAGGAGGCAAAGGCAAGGCUACGAGGAAUAUCCCUAGCCGAAGAGGUCGUGCUGGACAUACUUGCCGGAGAGCAAGGCGAGGAAGGUAAGGAUGCUUCAAGACUGGCUGAUAGGAUAGUGGAGGAAUGCAGGAGAAUAGGUAUAGUCGACGAGAGAUUCCGCGUGGAUAGUCGAGAGGAUAGUCAACCGGCGGCGUCUGCACAGCAUUGUUUGCCAUCGGUAAUGAGACGAUGGAUGAUAGACUCGGGGUGCGCUAUGGAUCUGAUAGCAGAAGCAGACCUCACCCAGGAUGAAAAAGAUAUGGCUAUUGAGGCGAAGAAAGUGCGGUUCAACACCGCCAACGGCAACACCACGUCAAAGCAAGAAAUAUGCAUGGAUAUUCAAGGGAUGCCUGAGACGAUGAGGAUUAGAAUGCUCGAGAGUACUCCCGCUGUUCUAUCGAUGGGGAGGAGAUGUAUGAAAAUGGGAUAUUCGUUCCAUUGGCUGGCGGGCGCGAACCCCGUGUUCGUCAAGCCUGAUUCGAGCUUGAUAGUACUAAAAGUCAUCGGGGAUAUCCCAUACAUGGUGGAUAGAAUGUCAACGGUCGUUAGUGAAAGUGAGCGGAGUGACUAUCACAUCUAUCCUGCUAUGCCAGCGCCUCUUGCGAUUGAAUUGCCCGUGCGAGGAAAUUCCAGUCCGAGGAGGAUCGGAGAGAAACAGGAUGAAUGUAGUCCCAAAAGCGUGGACUCGGACACGGAUAGAGACAUCGAGGAGGAACCGAUAGGAAAGGCCGCCAACGACGACGGGAGGCUACUAGACAAGUGGAUGUUAACGGGUAAUAAGGCGGUGUGUUUCCACAACAAACCAAGAACGAAGGCUUGCGAUCCAUGGUUUGAAACACUGAGAUUCCCAGAGAUACAUGCACUUGUGCCGCGAUUCGCCGAGAGAUGUAGAUCCAAACGUGUGUACAAAGAUGGCAAAACCGUGGCGGAAUGGAUAGACUGGGUGGAUAAGUACAGUGAGGGAGAGAAUAGAGAAGCGGAGGAGGAAUUGUGGACCGGCAAAACCAUGUUCAAGAUAGAAGGACUAACCUAUGAAGGAGCGGACGCCGGGGAAGCGGCACAGAGCGAUAGCGUGAAGGUGAGAAAACACAUUUUGAAUAGAAUGGCUGCGGACGAAACCACGGGGCUAGACGACUUACUAAUGAUGUUAGACAAGAACAUUGGUACUGGUGGCGAGGCAGAAACGCUUGUCGAGAUAGCCAGAUGUUUGUGGCCGCUUGCUCCACAAGAGAUACUUGACGGCGGAAAGGAGUGUCGUGACGACGACAUCAUCAUACUGCGCGUGUGCAUGCUUGUGGUGAUAGGAAAGGACCCCGAAACAUAUUGGGAUGAGACGCCAGAUGGAGGAUACGCGUCAUUGUGGGCGACUGAAGAAUGGGAUAGGACGAGACCAGGGACCGGAGCGACGAACGAUGGCGAUGAUAGAAGCAAGGGCGAGAUGAGCGAGUCACAAAACUGGUCGGAGUGGGCACCGGGAUUAGUGCGAGCCAUCAAGGAGACUAUGCGUAAGCACCACCGAAUUUCAUCAGUGGUCGAAAAGGGGAUAGACGAGAGGAAUAGGGAGACAACGACAGAACAAGACGAUGGUGACGGUCGACUGAGAACGACGUUCUACUGCGCCGCGUGUAAGGCCGAUUCAUCCGGGGUAUGCGGUUUUUGUGAAAGAGCUUUGAGUCCUGAGCAGAUUGAGGCGGGGCAAAGCGCACGCAAUAUGACGGAUGCGGAGUUUCAGCUCAUCCACGGAAUGAAGAAGAGUCCGGAUGACGACCUAAGGAUCGCGGAGCAAGUCGUCGCUGUACCCGGCGAGGAAGAAAGCGCCGAAAACGGAGGCGAAUUGGAUGAUGAUAUAGAUUUGCCAGGAAUAGCCGAUGAAGAACAGGCUAGAAGAGGAGUGGGAGAGCCUCAGAAGGAUGAUAGCGCCGGUGACAUGGGAGAAGUGGAACAAGCAAAGGCAGAAGACGGACCUGCGGAUCAGGUUCGAGUUGCGGAUAGAAUUGGCGAAGGGAUAGGGUCGAGCAAAACUGUGAGCAUCCGGAGAGCAAGAUACUCACCGGAGUAUGCAAGAUCGACGGAACAUUUGCUCACGCAUCUCCCAAAGAACAUGCACUGCGUUGCUUGUCGACAAGGCAAAGCAAUAAACGUCCCCUUCAACAGGGGCGAAGGCAUCACAGACAAGGGCGCCGAGAAGUUCGGGGAGAGGGUCACUGCUGACACGAUAGUUCUUCGCAGCAACAAAGACAAGGGAAUCCGCGGAGAAAACAAUGCAAUCGUGAUGUUCGACUUCAAGACACAGUGGGUACACUGCACGCCCGUAAAGUCCAGGGGAACGGAUGAGUUUGUGCGAGCUAUCAAUGAGUUCCGAGGCCCAGAUAUGGUAGUGCAUCUGUACGCAGACGGAGCCGGUGAAUUCUCAAAAGCCUGCGACGUCAUAGGAACUUGCAGGGCGACUUCUACACCCGGAUUACCCCGAACGAAUAGCAUAGCGGAGCUCAAGGUCAAAGAAGUAAUCUACGGUGGCAGAGUAUUGCUGAGACAAGCAGGACUAGAACCGAAGUGGUGGCCGUACGCUGUGCAGACGUUCUGCUUCCAUAGGAACGUACAACAAGUGGACGGGGUAAGCCCGUACGGGAAAAGACAUGGCAACGAGCAAGACAAAGUGAAACUGAUUCCUUUCGGGGCACUUGUUAACUACCUCCCCAUUGCCGAAAAGCCUAGAAAAGCUGGCAAAGAGGACGCGGCCCUGCUCGAACGGGGGGAUCCUGAAAAUGACGCUCUUGAGAUUCUCGGAGCUGAUGAAGAUGUUUCGAGCAUGGCCUUGCCCUCUGAAACGAAGGAAACUAAAGAACAACGCUCGCAAAGGGAGGAAGAGCUGAGAGAGAGUGCGCUCGACAUGGUCAUGACGCAGGACUUUGAUGUGCAGCAUGCAAAGGACAUCAUCCUGAAGUUCACUUCGAUAGAAAAAGGAAUAGCGAAGAAUUCGCGGAGCAUGGCCACCGGUAGAGGGUUCAUAGUCCUGGGGCUGUAUGCGUACGGAGGAAAGAUUGGCGUUACGAAUAGUGCCAAAGAAUAUCCGGGGAUAGCCAUGGUGUGCUGCGAGCUGAUAGCAAAAUGCUUCCCAGAAGCUACUUUUACAACGGUGACUGUGUCUGUCGGAACCAGGAUGGGGCCUCACAAGGACAAGUUUAACGAGAGCCAGACAUACAACUUUGUUGUACCGGUAAGCGAGAGGGCGGGCGAAGCUAUGAUCUGGACAGAAGAGGAACAGUGUGCGAGUGAGGGUGGCAAGGCCGCCGGGAUAGAGAAAGAGGUGCUUCCGGGAAAAUGGAUAUGGGGAAGGACUCGGAAGGUGGAUAGUGGGCUAAAGUUCAAUCCAAGAGUUUGGCAUGCUAUUGAAGAUGCCUUGGCGCCGGAGGAUAGAGUGACAGCGGUGGGAUAUACCCUGGCAGCGGGUAAAAAGGCAUCUGUGGACGACAAGUGGAAGUUGAUGAGGCUGGGCUUCAGAUUGGAUGAGCACUUUGCGACAUUAGCGGAUGGCUUAUGCCAGGCAGCGUGUGCAGACGAUGGUGGGGAUGGGGAAGAAUAUGUAGAUCACGACGCCGAGGAAGAGCAAGCGUAUGCCAUGGCAUCCAAGGCGAAGUUCGACACUCCGACAUCACCCGGAUUGUUCCUAGGUUACGCGCUCCAACCAGGGGGUGUUCCGAGCGGAGACUAUAUAGUGGUUGAGCUGGCGCACCUGUAUCACGGAUGGACGGUACCGUCGAUACACCGCGUGAAGAGGAUAGUACUUGACGAGGAGAUGCCCAACUACUUCCCGAUGCAAGCUGUGGCUGAUAGGAAGUCGAGAAUCAUGACAGCGACUCGAGCUGAUGCCCUGGCCAGAUUGGAACUGGAGAGAGAGGGGCAGCAAGGAGAGGAGACGGAGGAAAUCUUCGCAGAGGAGAGAAGGGUACGAGCCGAUGUGAUGAGACAAAUUAAGUGCGACGAUCAGCAUCUUCAAAACGGGGAUUUCUGGGAACAUGAUGAGAUAGACCAUUCGUGGACGCUUCAUCACAUCUUACCCCGAAAGGAGCUGUGUACCCCAGGCGAGGAGGUCAAAGGUACAGGUGGCCCCGGGGAUAGAGAGCUGGGUCCAAGGAGGCGAACGUGGAUAGUGUACGCCGAUGGUACAUCGGAGGUGCUGGAUGAGGAUAGAAUGAAGGGCAAGAAGAAGAUCACCAAGAAAUGGACGGGGUGCACUACGUUCUGGGAAAAGGGGGAGCCUGAGGGAGAGAUAGAUGAUGAAGCCAAGGAGCGGGCGCGGGGAGAGAAGGCGACGGGUAUACGGGGGGUGGGUCUAGACUACGAACAAGACAUGCCCAGAAUAGAGCGGCCGUACGCGAGAUCUCACAAACCCAACUCUAUUUCGUCAGCAGAGUGGAAUAGGAUGAGCCCGGGACAGCGACUACGUUAUAUCGAGGGAGACAAAGAGAGGAUCAUCAGAGGAGAGAGGCCCCCUUCGGCCGUUCGAGGGCAAGAGGAAAUAGGACCGCGUCCCGCAGAAAUUGGAGUUCGAGAAUGGAUGGAGAAAAUCACCGACCAUGGCCAGGAAUUCUCACCGCCGGAGUACCGAUGGGAUCCCCCACCGGGAAUGCCUGAGGGUGGCCGAGUAUGGGCAGUAAGAAACAAUCGCGCCACAUCCUACCGAUUCUAUGGCGGAAGGGACAAAAGACGGCUUGAGCUCUGGUGGAGGGUCACUCGGAGCGCUAAUACUGGAGAGGAGGUUACGAAAACCAUCAACCAAUUGUGCAGCACAGCUGGAAUAGCGCGAACGCCGUCCGACAACAUCGUUGGGGAAAUGAUGAGGGAGUUGGGCGAACAGCCUAAAGUGCAGAUCAUGGGGGUCGGAUUAGAAGAGAUCGGGGGUAACGGAGGUGAGAACGUAUCUUGGAUAUCGGGGGAAGGAUGCGUGAUAGGAGAGGGUGUGACGGAUGUGGUCAUUGCUAUCGAUGCGUCUAGCGACGGCAUGAGGACAGAGGUCGAUCGGAAGGCAUCCGGGUGGAGACGUGAGGAAGGCCUAGAUAGUACGCGAGAGGCUCGAGAAAGAGUAUUUGGCAAUGUAGAAAAGGUUAUCACAGACGCCAACAGCAGAGGAAUAGUGGCCACGAUCAUCUGGAUAGGCGGUAAAAGUCGAAUGGCUGACGAGACCAUUGUUCGAAUGGCGCUUGCCUGGGACAUGUGGAUAGUGCGGAGUGAUGGAUGCAUGCUGGGUAUGCAUGACGGGGUAGACGCGUCGUGUUACAUAGGAGUCGUCACACCAUGCAUGAUGAAUGCGAUCGCGGCGGACAUGUUAGCAUGCGAUCACAUGCCAAGGGAUCAUGACUUGAUGUCGCGCAUAGUGAGGACAUCGGACGCGAAAAUAGACGUACGGCGAGAGCAGGAGGGUAAAGCGAUACGCGAAAUGAUCAAGGUGUUAAAGGACGUGAUAGACAUCUGCGGCGAGGAAGAGGGUGAUUCGGUGUCGAUGGCAUGUGAAGAACACGGGGGAGACUAUCUCGGAUAUAGCAGUGGUAUGGUGACACUGGACGUGGACUCCUUGGCACAGCUGGAAAAGGGAACGAUUAGAGGCGACGAGAACUAUGCUGCUGCGGCGGCCGAGGAUGGGGCACCAUACAUCAGUCGUGAGGAGAUCAGAUGGAAAAGAUGCAUAGUUAUGAACAAUCCUGGCCGAGAGGCAUUGAGGGAGAUCUUCGGACCACGAGCGAAACACACACAAGAUCUGCGCGUGAUCCUGGUUGACGGCGACGACAUAGGCAAGGUUAUAAUGACGAAGCAGAACAGUCGCCGCAUCAGACAUAGCACCGGAGGGGCCGCAGUAGCUUACCCUGGAGAAGAGCUUGAGGUGGGAGACCUGAACGGGGACGGAUGGAUGAUAGUGCUGACCGGGGAGAGGGAGAACCACGACGCAGAUCGGCGCCAUGACCAAGAUAGAGAGGAAAACCCCGGAUUCGACGACCAGAGCGAUGUGUUUGACUCGGAAGGAUGGACGUUGUCAGACCUAGAAGAGGAACGGGAACCGGUGGAUGAGGCAUUCUUCAGGGCCGGACACGCCGAAACCAUUAACCUCGAAACUAUGGAGAAGGGCGAAUGCAACAUAGUCAUGUGGGAGGCAGAGAGGAACGCACUAGUCCUCGAACUAAAGGACGACAUCCAUGUUCCACUGAUAGGAUACACCUGGGUUCGUACUGGGAUAGCGUAUCCGGAAGAUCCUGGCACCAGUGUAAGAGUGUCUGCGCUCGGGCAGCUUGUGGCAGAAACCAUGUGCGACGUCAUAGGAUACGAGGUACCUAGCUUGAUCCUCACGUCGAUGACGCUUUGCUUCGCAUGCUUCAUGAACAAGCAUACUACACCCGUUGAUAAUUUGAUCCGGCAGGGUUAUCAGACUGAAGACGAGGAGUAUGGAGAUGGAAUAGUCGCAGUCCCUGCUAUACAGGUGGAUGCAGAUCAAGAGGAUAGUUGGGAAGAGGUUGCGGAAAAUGAAGUGUGUGAUAGCAUCGACGAGACAGUGGGAGAGUGUGAGCCACUGAUGGCCACAAUCAUAGAGGACGAAGAGGAGGACAUCGAGGAAGUUUUCGGACUUGUCGCUAGACCCGUGACGAAGGCUGAGAGGGCGAUCAACCCCAAGGCUCGGGCAGCGCUUGAUAAAGAAUGGAAAAAGCUGAUGGAUCAAGUGGUCUGGAUAAUGGAGGAGGUGCGUUCGUGGAAGGACGUUCAACGGGAGGCAAUGGAUAGAGGGGAAAUAGCUCAUGUAGGAUGGGAGAAGCUGGCGAAGAGAAUCAAGCUCGAAGAGCCACGAAGUAUGGGUAGGUACUUGGGAUGCUUGCACACGGCUAGCGCGAUACCUUUUCGGUCGCCGUUUGAGCCGAGACACGAGUGGACGAAGAUCAUCGAGCCCAAGAAGGAACCGCCUAAUUUCGCGGGGAAGGCCGAGGCGAAGGAAGAUAGUCCAGAUGAGAUCAGGAUCCUUCGAUAUGAUGUUACCGAUUUCAUGAAGCAGUGUGUGGAUAGAUAUCAAGAGUUGUGCUCGACGGCAUAUCCUAAGCCACUGGAUAAAGCUAAGACCCCAUAUCUCGACGAGAGCCGCCCAGAGUUCGACGAGAACCCAGUAGACGACAAGGUGAACGAAAUUAUGGGGAUAGCCAAGUACGAGCUGCCGGAUGAGGGGCCGGGAGUGUUGAAAGAGCACGCCCCUGCGGUACUCAUGAAGAUCUUGUAUGGGGCUGACGACCUGGACACAUCUCUGUGA
Messenger RNA from Symbiodinium natans, 11493 nucleotides. The record is from the annotation of a GenBank genome assembly. NCBI's taxonomy places the organism in Eukaryota, Dinophyceae, Suessiales, Symbiodiniaceae.